Pseudomassariella vexata is the source of this 963-nucleotide messenger RNA. Its product is annotated as IEC3 subunit of the Ino80 complex, chromatin re-modelling-domain-containing protein. Gene Ontology annotation, biological process: chromatin remodeling. NCBI's taxonomy places the organism in Eukaryota, Fungi, Ascomycota, Sordariomycetes, Amphisphaeriales, Pseudomassariaceae. The coding region runs from base 1 to 963 and encodes 320 amino acids. Gene Ontology annotation, cellular component: Ino80 complex; nucleus. The record is from RefSeq and is a predicted model, not a curated record. The transcript has 2 exons.
AUGGAUGACCGGACAAUCAAGGCAGAGCCUGGCGUCCGCGAGGAUGUCUCCAUGACCAAUACGAAGCCUUCGUACAAGUCAUGGAAGAAGAAGUAUCGAAAGAUGCGCCUUCACUUCGACAUGCGAAUGCAACAGAGCGAGGAACUUCAUCGCCUAGAACAAAAGGCCAUGCGUACCAUGAAGCGUCUAGCUGUCGAAAAUGAUCGCUUGAUGGACUUGCUCUUGGACAUCAACGAGUCGCCCCAGAUCCCCCUCGAGCGUCGCAUCGAUUUGAGCCUCGACGAUGAAGAGGAUGAGGAUGUGGAGGCGAAGGACCCUGCACAGCAACCCACCAAGUCGCUGCGACAUCUGAUUGAAGAAGUCCGUCACAGAGACUUUGAAGCCACGGCUGAGCACUUGCCUGAAAUCCUGGAGCAGAUCCAACCGAAGGACCCCGAGCUGUACCCUACAUCAUUCCUUACUGCCGAAGAUGUCGACAAUUAUCUCGCCGAUAUUGACAUGCGAAUCGGUCUCAAGACCAAACCCACGAUUGCAAAACCAGAACAGACCACCCCCAAUACGUCGGCCGCCAACUUUGCUCUGCACAACCCUACUAGUGUCUACAACUGGCUUCGCAAACAUGCACCUAAGACGUUCCUCCAGGAUAUGGAGAAGGAUAAAGAGAAGGACAACGAUCACGGCGAGAAGGGCGAAGGCGGCGGGAGACGGAAGAUGGCCGGUACGCGCGGCACCAAGCGACAAUCCGCUGCAACCCGUAAGGAAGUGGCGGCGGCGGCGGCGGUGGCAGCGGCUGCUGAGCCCAUGGAGUGGGAUGAGGAAGCGGCUUUUGACGUGUCUGCUACGGGGACUGUCAGAGGCAAGAGGAAGAGAGACGACGAUGGCGGGUAUCGUCCAAAGGGCGGAGCUAGUCGGGCUGCGAAGAAGCGCAAGAGCGAGCCACGUGCUCGCAAGUCAACAUCUUAG